AACAACCACAGGAGGGGCUGAUGAUGUUUAAAGAAAAAACAUAAAGAAAAGAAAGACUGACAGAAACAGAAAAUGGCUGAUCAGUGUCACAUGUGUCUGCUGGGACUGAUUAUUCUCUGUCCACUUCUGAAAGGUGAAGCAGAAGUAACUCAUGUGUUCAGCAGUUCUGGUGAAAAUGUCCGUCUGCCCUGUAAUAAUGCUCUUUCUGGCUGCACAUCAACUACAUGGAUCUAUACCAGACAUUCAGAGACAGUUGAACUGAUUACUGGAGGGAUAAAGAGGAAUGACACAGAGAGACGUGAGAGACUGAGUCUGGGGUCUGACUGCUCUCUGAACAUCAAGAAAAUCACACAAGAAGAUUAUGGGCUUUACACCUGCCGACAAUUUGUGAAUGGAAAACAAGAAGGAACUGAUUCACCUGUUUAUCUGCAUUUUCUUCAUGUCUCUUCAUCACCCUCACAGACUGAGAUCAGCCUAGGCAGCUCUGUGACUCUCUACUGUCAGUUGUAUUAUGAUGGAGUUUCUUGUGAUACUUUGGUCCGUACUGAGGGAAUUCAGCUGGCCUGGGUGAAUCAGGCUCGUGUUAGUGUGAUGACAGACUCCAGAUAUCAGAUAUCAUUCUCCUCAACACACUGUAACAUCACUCUGACUACAACACUCCUGAAUGAAGAUCUCAACAGAGAGUGGAGAUGUCAGGUUACUCAGAGAAACCAACUGAAGACCUCAGCCACAUAUACUGUCAAGUAUUCAGCUCCAGUUGAUUCAACAACACUGAUUCCAGUCAGCAGAUCAAACUCUGAGAAGAAAUCAAGCCGAACUACAGCAGCAGCUCCGACACAACCAGAUAAUCGGAUCAUUACCUCAAACUCUGGUGUGACUUCAGCUGCACAAAGAUCUUCAGUUACACAGCAAGCAUCAAUCACAGAGAAAACACAGAUUCCAGCUACUGCAGAGUCUCUUAAUCAAGUGACUGUGAUUGUUGGUGUUGUUUCUGCAUUGGCUGUUCUCCUUCUUGCUGUUAUUCUUUGGGCGAUACGUAAAAAAAAAUCUGAUAACAGAAGAGGGACUGAUGACUCUGUGGAGCAGAAAGAUGAUGUGAUUUAUACUGAGGUUGUCAAGUACAGUAAAAACAAAGCCAAAAAGAACAAGGUUCAUGGUGAUGAUAAAGUGACUUAUGCUUCCAUCAGAGGAGCAACAGCUGGACCUCAGGAUAACUGCAGUCAACUUUAUGCCUCUGUGAACAAGAACCAUCACAAAUAAGUAAAACAGUCAUUUAUUAUACAAAGACCUUGUAUAAUUGACUCCUUAGGGUUUUAUUCAGUGCCAUUAUAAUUACUGUCUUUCACAUGUUAACCCUUUGAUGCAUAACAUGGGUCAAAAAUGACCCGGCUGAGUUUUUAUUUUCUAUAUCUUUGCAAGAAAUUA
Molecule: messenger RNA, 1425 nt
Organism: Megalobrama amblycephala (Wuchang bream)
Lineage: Eukaryota; Metazoa; Chordata; Actinopteri; Cypriniformes; Xenocyprididae
Exons: 10
Coding region: 73-1260 (395 amino acids)
Biological process (GO): positive regulation of ERK1 and ERK2 cascade; T cell activation; interleukin-15-mediated signaling pathway
Cellular component (GO): external side of plasma membrane; membrane raft
Molecular function (GO): protein tyrosine kinase binding; MHC class II protein binding
Source: RefSeq, a predicted model, not a curated record